Molecule: messenger RNA, 408 nt
Organism: Blastomyces gilchristii SLH14081
Lineage: Eukaryota; Fungi; Ascomycota; Eurotiomycetes; Onygenales; Ajellomycetaceae
Exons: 2
Coding region: 1-408 (135 amino acids)
Source: RefSeq, a predicted model, not a curated record
AUGAAGCCGACCGAUUCUGGAAAUCAUCCUGAAUAUUUUAUGACUCCACUCAAUACUUGGGGCAUGACUGGCAAUGCAGAUACCUUUCGGCAUGGAGCUACUUCAUAUCGAAAUGCUCGCGACUGUGCGAAGGAAGCGAGAGACGCGCUUAUUGAGGUUGCGAACGAAAAGGGUCCGGGAGUGUGUACAGAAUCUCAGUCUUUUGCAUCAUCUGGCAAUGGGGCAGUUUCUAUUUCAGCGGCUGGCCCAGUUUGCGUGGAGUCUGAUACUUUAGCUGACGAAACGGACGCUGAGUGCGUGGGCGCCCCGCAAUGGAGCUUUACAGAUCAUAUUGAAGACGAGGUGGAAGAGGGAGAGGAUAAUACCCUAGAAAUAGAUAAGGCCUCGGCAGUUUUCAUUGCUAAUUAG